Gopherus evgoodei (Goodes thornscrub tortoise) is the source of this 2667-nucleotide messenger RNA. It is a transcript of the gene CRACR2B, whose product is annotated as calcium release activated channel regulator 2B. The transcript is spliced from 18 exons. The record is from RefSeq and is a predicted model, not a curated record. The coding region runs from base 118 to 2283 and encodes 721 amino acids. Gene Ontology annotation, molecular function: GTP binding; calcium ion binding; GTPase activity. Lineage: Eukaryota; Metazoa; Chordata; Testudines; Testudinidae.
CAGCUGCAAGCACCGAGCCGCUGCGCUCUGCAGCCGCAGGUAACGCUCCAGCUCCAGCUCCCCGGCCCGGAGCCCAGGCGCCAGCUGUUGGACCCUGGCCGGGAGAGCUUUGGGAAGAUGAACCAGAGAGGAAAGCUCCUGGAUGCCCUCUGGGAGGAAGAGGAAGAGGAAGAGGAUGGGGUGGUUGCCAGUGCCUCCUCCAGCCUCCGCCUGAGUGAAGCAGGGGAUGUGCAGGUGGAGAUGCUGGAAAAGGCCAGGGAGCUCUUUCAGUUGUGUGACAAGGAGGAGAAGGGUUUCAUCACCAAGCUGGACAUGCAGCGGCUGCAGAGUGAACUGCCCCUGACCCCAGAACAGCUGGAGGCUGUCUUUGACAGCCUGGAGCAGGACAAUAAUGGGUACCUGACACCUGUCGAGUUCAGCAUGGGACUAGGGAAAUUCAUAGGGAUUGAGCUGUAUCAAGGAUCUGGGAGCACAGAUCACUCCAGACAUGAGGAGACCUUUGAGUCAGGCUGGUCAGACGACUUGGACCAGACAGAUGACGAAGAGGAGAAGCGAUUUUGUUCAAUGAUGGAGCAGCUUGGAGCAGCCCAGGUCUUUGAAGAUCAGAGUGAGGUUCGGGAACUCUGGACUCGUCUCCGGAAAGAACGGCCAGAUCUUUUGGCCAGCUUUGAGGAGUUCCUGUUCCAUGUUUCAUCGUACAUCAGGGAGGUGCAUUAUGAGAAGGAAUCCAUGGAGCAGGCAUUGAAGAGGAAGGAGACAGACCAUGACAGAGAAGUCAGGUGUCUCUAUGAAGAAAUGGAGCAACAGAUCAAAGCGGAAAAGGACCGACUGGUUUGCCAGGAAUCGCUGAGGCACGACAGGAGCAACCUGCUGCAGAAGGAGCUGCGCAGCAAGGAGCAGGAGCUUGAGAAAAUCCUCUACCGGCAAAAAAAGCUGGAACAUCAAAUACAAUCUCUGAACUCUGAGCAGCUGGAGACCCGGCUGCAGAACGAGCGGCUCCAGCUUCUCAAUGAAAACCUCCUGGAGCAGCUGGAGAGAAGCAAGUGGGAGCUGGAGGUGGCCAAGGGGCAUCUGGAGCGUCUCCAGAAGGAGGCUCAGUGUGAGGAGGAACAGAAAGACAGGGAUGUGUUCAGAGUCUCUAAGAAUAUGCAGAAAGAGAAACAAAGUCUUCUUCGACAGCUGGAGCUCCUCAGAGAGAUGAACAAGAAGCUUCGGGAUGACAGAGAUGCCUUUGAAGCCAAGAAGCUGCCCUGCCACCGUGUUCCAUUGGUGAAGACAUGGAGGGGACAGCCUUCCAGCAAUGUCAAUGAGCGUGCAAGGAGGCAAAGCAGAGGGCUGGGUCAGCUGGUUCCUGGGGAUCUUCCUCUCACUUUCCUGGAGGACAUGACUGUGGAAGACCCCAAUAAGAAGAACUGUAAAUACUUCCUGGCCACCACAACGGCACUGAAGAAGGGGAAAGCAAGCAGAAUGAGCUUUGGAGAGGGCCGCACCGCAGGCUGCAAGCGAGAGCGGCAGCAAAUGGCAGGGGCUGGCAGGCACCCAAAGAUGGCUCUGAAGGGUGAUAUCAACUGGAGGCAAACAGCAGAUGAAUUGGAUCAUGAUGCCCCAUUGUCCCCCAGAGAGCAGCCCAUUGGCACUGAAACCAUGGCACCUGAACCAGUCAGCUCUUCUCCAGAACGUCUCUUCAAAGUGAUGUUUGUGGGCAACUCUGGCAUAGGCAAGAGCUCCUUCAUCCAUUGCUUUUGUUACGACAGGUUCUUGGCUGAGAUCAGUGCAACCAUUGGUAUUGAUUACCAGGUGAAGAGUUUAAUGGUGGAUAACACACAGGUGGCCUUGCAGCUGUGGGACACAGCGGGCCAGGAGAGGUUUCGGAGCAUCACCAAGCAGUAUUUCCGGAAGGUGGAUGGUAUCUUUGUGAUGUAUGACAUCACUGAUGAGUGCUCCUUCAUGGCAGUGCAGAACUGGAUGAGUAGCAUCCAGGAAGGGAUUGAGGAUGGGGCCAUGAUCUUUCUACUUGGAAACAAAAUGGAUGCAGCAGAGAGAGAGACCCAGCAUGUGCCCAAGAUGGAGGGGGAAAGGCUGGCGAAGGUGCGGCUCUGUAUGCUACUCCUUGCUCCAAAGGAAUACAAGGCUGUCUUUUAUGAGUGCAGUGCUAUGACUGGCUAUAACAUCCUGGAGCCCAUGUUACAUAUGGCAAGGCUGCUGACAGCUCAAGAGGACAAGCAGAGGGAAAGUGCCCUGCACCUGGAAGAGUACCACAAGAGGAAGGGAUGCUGCAUGUGAUGAAGUAAAGAGCAUUCCUCAGGAGCAUGUGGGGGCUGCACAUGGCUGGCUGGUUAUCAGCUCCAUAGGGACUCAGGAAGGUGCAAGCUUGUCCCAAGAAGGAACAUCCAGACGUUAAAAUGAAGCAAGCUUGUUGCAACAGAAUAAUUCUAAUCUCCCUCCCCACCUCUAUCCCUAUGCUCUCAUACAACUGCAGCAUUCCCCUCCUCCCCCAACUCCAGGGACAUACUGCUUGAGAUGUUGCAUUGGCUUCACAGAAACUGGUUCUCCCCUUUGCUUGUUCCUUUUGUGUCACACACAGGUGAACGGAGGGCACCUCUAACACUCCGUUUUAAAUAAGCUAAAGCAAUGUCCAGCUGUGUAAUAAAGAGAUGAUUAUUUUAA